This is a messenger RNA of Engraulis encrasicolus (European anchovy), 696 nucleotides long. RefSeq names its product high affinity immunoglobulin gamma Fc receptor I-like. The annotation marks the transcript as partial. Lineage: Eukaryota; Metazoa; Chordata; Actinopteri; Clupeiformes; Engraulidae. Gene Ontology annotation, biological process: cell surface receptor signaling pathway. The transcript has 6 exons. Gene Ontology annotation, molecular function: transmembrane signaling receptor activity. Gene Ontology annotation, cellular component: plasma membrane. The record is from RefSeq and is a predicted model, not a curated record.
AACUACUACAACAUCCACGAAUCUAAAGUGUCUCAUGGAGGACAGUACUGGUGCAGAGCUGGGAGAGGAGACCCAGUCUACUACACACAGUACAGCAAUGUAGUUUGGGUCAAUGUCACUGAUGGUGAUGUGAUCCUGGAGAGUCCUGUCCAUCCUGUGACUGAGGGAGAUCCUCUGACUCUGCGCUGUAGAUAUCGCAAUCAGCCAUUUGACAUCAGUGCUGACUUCUAUAAAGAUGGGACACUCCUCCACACCUCCAGUACAGGAGAGAUGACCGUCCCUGCAGUCUCAAAGUCACAUGAGGGCCUCUACAAGUGCAAGAGCUCAGAGAAAGGAGAGUCACCAGAGAGCUGGAUCACAGUAAAGGAUACUGAUUUCACCAAUGUGGUUGGACCUUCUGGAUCCUUUCCUCUGGUACUUGUGAUUGUGAUCAUUGGACUCAUUAUCCUUGGUAUCACAACACCGCUCCUGCUGCAUCACCACCAAAAGAUCAAACGCCUCACAGGUCAAACAGCACAAAGUGGCCAAAAGCAGGGAGGCACCAAUCACACAUCAGAUCAGGACCAGAAUGACCCAGCAGGAGGAGAUGGGACCCAGUCACAAUACAUGCCACUGCAAAGAGGGACUAGUGAUGUCUAUAACAGCCUAAACACAGACUACAUAAAUCUGCAGCAAAGUAAGCUUACAAUUCUGUGA